Molecule: messenger RNA, 1153 nt
Organism: Vicia villosa (hairy vetch)
Lineage: Eukaryota; Viridiplantae; Streptophyta; Magnoliopsida; Fabales; Fabaceae
Exons: 2
Coding region: 1-1068 (355 amino acids)
Source: RefSeq, a predicted model, not a curated record
AUGAAUUUCAUUUUACCAACAUCUCUACCAAAUCCAGACCCUGGUUUCAAUGUAAGUGUAACGAAAGAAGAGUUCAACUUGUUUCACAGUGUUGAUCGACAGUUGUUCAGUCGUUUGGUGAUGGAGCUUGGUCGAGAAACCUCUGAAUCGAUAAAUGUAAUGGCUUUCAUAUUGUGGGUUGAAAGAAAAACCAAAGACUACAAUUUAGUGUUAAAGAUUCUUCAACGGUGGCCUGACCUUAUGCUACGCAAUCUUGCUGAUGAGAUUGCUGUCCUUCUGAAUUGCAUUGAGAAUUCUGAUUACCCUAACGCUUGUUCAAGCGAAAGUAAGUUGUUGUUGAUUCAACACAUCUUGCGUCACAAUGUGACACUGGAGUAUUUUCAUGAGAAACGUCUGAAUGUGAUUACUGAAGUCACAAAGUUCAUCAAUGAUGUCUGUGUAAGAGCUUUUUCAGAUAUUAUUGAACAAGCAUUUUAUGAGAGAGAUGUGAAGGAGCAAGACCUAUAUCUUGCUAAUGUUUAUGCUGCUGAUACUAAUCCUCCUCCACAAAUCAUCUAUUAUGCUCCUCCUCCUCCUCCUAAUGCUGUUCAAAUGGUUCCACAACAACUUAAUGUAGUGCCACCACCACAGUAUAAUAAUAAUAAUAAUACUGGACAAGAUAUAAAUGAGAUUUUGUCCAAUUUGAAUUUGGAUGAUAUUUAUUCGGCUGAUAUUGGCAUUGUUGCUCCUGAUGCCAAUCGGAUCAAGCCAAUCGAUGAUAGGACCCUUUUCAUCACCUUUUCCAAGGGUUAUCCCAUUUCUGAGAAUGAGCUUAGAGAUUUUUUCACCAGAAAAUGUGGAGACAUCAUUGACAGGCUGAUCAUGCAAGAAGCAAAUCCUGCUGGCCAACCACUAUAUGCUCGUCUCGUUGUUCGUCCAGAUGCUAUCAACGUAAUUGAUAAUUUUCUGGAGUAUCAACCAAGGAUGAAAUUCGCCAUUAACGGGAAGCAUGUAUGGGCUCGAAAAUACAUACACAAGCCACUAUAUGCACACCCUUUUGAAGCUGGGCCAUCUAGAUAUUUUCCAUGAUGUUGUUUUUUUAUAACUGUGUUUUGUUGCUAUGAUGAUUGGGAUGAUAGCAAUCUUGAUUACAUGCUUUAAUAAAGUUUAUGAC